AUGGAUCCCGGGAGUUCGUCGGCUCCCCGUCAACCGACGGCCAAGAGGAAGCAGCGCAAACAUACCACCGUCGGCGCUCUGGGUCACGACGUUCUCUGUAUGAUAUUUUCAUUGCUCGACCUCGUCCACCUCAUUCGCUGUUCCGCCGUCUGCAAAUCAUGGAGCAUAGCGAUUAGAAAAUUGAAGUUACUGCAAAUACAGUAUCAGAAGCAACACCAGAUAGAUGCUGCUACCUUCUCUAAUGCAUCUGCUUAUUCAGAAAGAUUACUGAAUAUCCAUUUGGAGCAGCUGGCUAUGGAACAACACAAAUUUUCUUUACAAGAAGGUCCUGCAGAUAUUUUCCAGUGGAAAGGUCAUUUAACGAGGGUUAAUCUGUGCCGUAUGAAGAUGGGAAUGAUUCUUACUGGUGUGGGUGAUAAGGUGAUGCGUCUCUGGUCUGCUGAAAGCUGCAAAUGUUUGGACGAAUAUUUUCUUCCGGACAAAGCCCCUUUAAUUGAUUUUGAUUUUGAUGAAGGGAAGGUGGUUGGUCUGGUUGGGACUCGUAUAUGCAUAUGGAAGCGCAUUGGAAUAAGAGAUAUAUUUUCAUCACGUGAUGGCUUGUUUACUAAAGGAUUGUGUAUGCGUUAUGUAGACCCACAGGCAGUAAUUGGGUGUGAGGACGGGAAAGUUCGUGUAUUUGACAUGUACAGCAGAAAAUGUUCACAAAUAAUCAAGAUGCAUUCUGGGUCUGUAACAUGUUUAUCUUUCAGUGAUGAUCAAUUGAUUGUUAGUGGUUCCUCUCUCGGCAGCCUUACUAUGUCAGAUCUUUCAUCAGAUCAGCGGGUAGCAACAUUGAGUGCUGCUAGUUCUGCAGGUAUAAAGACUCUGUGUUUGAACCCAAGCUCUCAUUUACUAUUUGCUGGAUCAACUGAUGGAUUUGCAUCUUGUUGGGACCUAAGGACAUUGAGAGCUGUGUGGAAGACACGAAUCAGUCCGAAUGUUCUUUAUUCCAUGGGUCACCUACGGAAUGACAAAUCAACAUUAGUUGUUGGCGGAAUAGAUGGCAUAGUAAGAAUCCUUGAUCAGGAAAAUGGGUUAGUACUAUCAGGCUGCAUCAUGGAUGAAAGUAGCAAUGUUCGAAAUCGAUCAACAGAAAAGUAUGGAGCUAUUCAGAAAAAUGAAGUAAAAAGGCUUUCUGAAGAUGCCCACAUUGAUCUAAUGCCUCAUCGGCCUCCUAUAAAAUGCUUGGGUGUUGGAAUGCAGAAGAUUGUUACUACACACAAUGAUAAGUACAUCAGAUUGUGGAAGUUCCACAAGACCUGA
This is a messenger RNA of Fraxinus pennsylvanica, 1302 nucleotides long. Lineage: Eukaryota; Viridiplantae; Streptophyta; Magnoliopsida; Lamiales; Oleaceae. The record is from the annotation of a GenBank genome assembly.